AUGUCUACUGACAAGAUCACCUUUUUGACCAACUGGCACGCGACGCCCUACCAUGCCCCUCUGUACCUUGCCCACAGCAAGGGCUUCUUCAAGGAAGAGGGCCUAAAGGUUGCUCUUCUGGAGCCUAACGACCCCUCCGAUGUGACCGAGAUCAUCGGCAGCGGCAAGGUUGACAUGGGCUUCAAGGCUAUGAUUCAUACUCUUGCUGCUAAAGCUCGUAACUUCCCCGUCACCUCAAUUGGCUCUCUGCUCGACGAGCCUUUCACUGGUGUUGUCUAUCUCAAGGACAGCGGAAUCACCGGGGACUUUCGCUCCCUGAAGGGCAAGAGAAUCGGCUAUGUCGGAGAGUUUGGCAAGAUCCAAAUCGAUGAGCUCACCAAGUACUACGGCAUGACCGCCGACGACUACACUGCCGUCCGCUGCGGCAUGAACGUCACCAAGGCCAUCAUCCGCGGUGACAUUGACGCCGGCAUCGGCCUCGAGAAUGUGCAGAUGGUCGAGCUAGCCGAGUGGCUUGCCUCUCAGAACCGUCCCCGCGACGACGUCCAGAUGCUCCGCAUCGACCAACUCGCCGAGCUAGGCUGCUGCUGCUUCUGCUCCAUCCUCUACAUCGCCAACGACGCCUUCCUGGCCGCCAACCCCGAGAAGGUGCAGAAGUUCAUGCGCGCCGUCAAGCGUGCGACCGACUACGUCCUCGCGGAGCCCGCCAAGGCCUACGAGGAGUACAUCGACGUCAAGCCCAUCAUGGGAACCCCCGUGAACCGCAAGAUCUUCGAGCGCUCCUUUGCCUACUUCAGCCGUGAUCUGAAGAACGUCCAGCGUGACUGGGCCAAGGUCACCAAUUACGGAAAGCGCCUGGGCAUCCUCGACGCGGACUUUGAGCCCAACUACACCAACAAGUACCUCUCCUGGGACCUGGAUGAGGACUCCACCGACCCUCUUGGUGACCAGAAGCGCAUGGCUGAGCUGCAGAAGCAGGUUGCCGCUGAGGGCGGUUUCAAGCGCCUUCAGGUGGCUGCUACUGCUUAA
Molecule: messenger RNA, 1029 nt
Organism: Aspergillus udagawae
Lineage: Eukaryota; Fungi; Ascomycota; Eurotiomycetes; Eurotiales; Aspergillaceae
Product: NMT1/THI5 family protein
Exons: 4
Coding region: 1-1029 (342 amino acids)
Biological process (GO): thiamine biosynthetic process
Source: RefSeq, a predicted model, not a curated record